Dryobates pubescens (Downy woodpecker) is the source of this 6444-nucleotide messenger RNA. RefSeq names its product period circadian regulator 2 (gene PER2). The record is from RefSeq and is a predicted model, not a curated record. Gene Ontology annotation, biological process: negative regulation of transcription by RNA polymerase II; entrainment of circadian clock by photoperiod; circadian regulation of gene expression. NCBI's taxonomy places the organism in Eukaryota, Metazoa, Chordata, Aves, Piciformes, Picidae. Gene Ontology annotation, cellular component: cytoplasm; nucleus. Gene Ontology annotation, molecular function: transcription corepressor binding; transcription cis-regulatory region binding. Bases 476 to 4519 code for a protein of 1347 amino acids. The transcript has 25 exons.
UGUUUUUAACAGGAAUAUGAUGACACUUUCUGAUUUCAAAAGAUUGUGAUUAGUACAUUCAUUAAGGAGUUACUUCAGUUGUCUACAGAAAGUGAACUUGGUUGAGAUCCUGUAAUACAGGCAUGGCAUAACUGUGAGCAUCUCUCUGGUAUCUGUUUGAAGAGGACACUGUUGGGGGGCCCAGGUAUUUCUUUUAUAUUUUAUAGUUAUAGAGGUGUCCGGACUCUUGUUAUGGUCAAAGAUUUCCAGUAGAAGAGGAUGAGACAAGGAUUAAAUGCAUGUGGGAGACUCUGGACCUAGUCACUUCAUGCUUUUGAUGCUAGCUGAGAGGGAGCUUGAUAAACACUUUUACCAGCUUUUCAUAGAAAAACCAGAUUUGUGGGUCUGUACUUCCAAACAGAAUUUGUACAGAGAGAAAAUGCUGAAUAUGGCUUGAUUUGCUCUUGAUCUUGGCAGUGUUUCUAAUGAGUGUCCCAUGGACUCUAUCAAGUUCAGGGGGUUCUACUCUAGCACUGAGGAGCAGAACCCUGAGCAGCAACCUGGUAUCAGUGAAAACAUUUCUUCAUCGUUCUCUCCAAAAGAGCAACAGAAAAUGAGUGAUUAUUCUGGACUUGCAAAUAACCAUAGCCAGAUGAUUGCUGAAGACUCAGAAAUUCAGGCAAAGCCUGAACACUCUCAUGAAGUUCUUCAAGAAGAUAUUGAAAUGAGCAGUGGAUCCAGUGGAAAUGACUUUAGUGGAAAUGACACAAAUGAAAACUAUUCGAGUGGGCAUGAUUCUCAUGGCCAUGAAUCUGAUGAAAAUGGGAAAGAGUCAGCAAUGCUCAUGGAAUCUUCAGACUGUCACAAAAGUUCAAGCUCAAAUGCGUUUAGUCUGAUGAUUGCAAACUCUGAACACAAUCAGUCUAGUAGUGGAUGCAGUAGUGAACAGUCCACUAAAGCCAAAACACAAAAGGAAUUGCUGAAAACUUUACAAGAGCUAAAAGCUCACCUUCCUUCUGAAAAGAGAAUUAAAGGCAAAUCUAGUGUCCUAACGACAUUGAAAUAUGCUCUCAAAAGCAUUAAACAAGUUAAAGCCAAUGAGGAAUAUUACCAGCUGUUGAUGAUUAAUGAAUCCCAGCCUGCUGGACUGAAUGUGUCAUCAUACACAGUGGAGGAAGUUGAGACUAUAACCUCAGAAUACAUCAUGAAAAAUGCUGAUAUGUUUGCUGUAGCUGUUUCUUUGAUCACUGGGAAAAUUCUGUACAUCUCUGACCAAGCUGCUUCAAUUCUCCGCUGUAAGAGGGGUUAUUUUAAAAAUGCCAAAUUUGUGGAGUUCUUGGCACCUCAGGAUGUCAGCGUGUUCUAUACUUCUACUACACCCUACAGGUUACCAUCAUGGAAUAUUUGCAAUAGAGCUGAGUCUUCCACACAGGACUGCAUGGAAGAGAAAUCGUUUUUCUGUCGCAUCAGUGCGGGAAAGGAGCGUGAAAAUGAGAUUUGCUAUCACCCAUUUCGGAUGACUCCUUACCUUAUCAAAGUACAAGAUCCAGAACUAGCAGAGGACCAGCUUUGCUGUGUGUUGCUUGCAGAAAAAGUACAUUCUGGUUAUGAAGCACCCAGAAUUCCUCCUGACAAAAGAAUUUUUACGACUACGCACACACCAACUUGUUUGUUCCAGGAUGUAGAUGAAAGGGCAGUACCUCUGUUGGGAUACCUACCUCAGGACUUAAUAGGAACACCGGUUUUGGUGCAUCUCCACCCAAAUGACAGACCCUUAAUGCUAGCAAUUCACAAGAAAAUACUUCAGUAUGGAGGACAGCCUUUCGACUAUUCGCCUAUCAGGUUUUGCACCAGGAAUGGAGAUUAUAUAACCAUGGACACUAGCUGGUCCAGUUUCAUCAACCCUUGGAGUCGAAAAGUUUCAUUUAUUAUUGGAAGACACAAAGUUAGAACGGGUCCCCUAAAUGAAGAUGUCUUUGCUGCUCCCAACUAUACAGAGGAUAGAAUCCUUCAUCCCAGCGUUCAGGAGAUUACUGAGCAAAUAUACCGGCUGUUAUUGCAGCCUGUACACAACAGUGGAUCCAGUGGCUAUGGAAGUCUAGGUAGCAAUGGUUCACAUGAGCACUUAAUGAGUGUGGCAUCCUCCAGUGACAGCACAGGAAAUAACAAUGAAGACGCUCAUAAGGACAAACCAGAGGUUCGUCAAGAUGUCCGUAAGGCCAAAAAUAAAGGACAGCGUAUUUUCACCGACAAUAAAGCAAAACUGGAACACAAGAGAGAGCCUUCUGCAGAAAAACAAAGUGGUCCUGGUGGUCAGGUGAAAGAUGUAGUGGGAAAGGAUACUACAGUAACAACUGCUCCUAAAAAUGUGGCUACUGAAGAGUUGGCUUGGAAAGAACAACCUGUAUAUUCUUACCAACAGAUUAGCUGUUUGGACAGUGUCAUCAGGUACUUGGAGAGCUGUAACGUGCCUGGCACAGCAAAAAGAAAAUGCGAACCUUCAUCGAGUGUUGCAUCACUUGAUUCUGAAGUUCAUGAACAAAAACCAGCUGACAGUGCUAUACAGCCUUUGGGAGAUCCUGCUGUGUUGAAGGCAUCUGGUAAAUCAAAUGGUCCCCCUGUGGUUGGUGCUCACUUAACAUCUUUGGCUUUACCUGGCAAGCCUGAAAGUGUUGUCUCUCUCACAAGUCAGUGCAGCUACAGUAGCACCAUUGUUCAUGUUGGAGACAAAAAAACACAACCUGAAUUAGAAAUGAUAGAAGAUGGUCCAAGUGGAGCAGAACUCUUAGAUGGCCAACUUCUUGCCCCUCCAUCCACCUCAGCACAUGUAAAUCAAGAAAAGGAGCCAUUUAAAAAACUGGGGCUCACAAAGGAAGUCCUUGCAGUGCAUACACAAAAAGAGGAACAGAGCUUUUUGAAUAAGUUUAAAGAAAUUAAGAGAUUCAAUAUUUUUCAGUCCCACUGCAAUCACUACCUGCAAGAUAAACCCAAAGGACGGCCUGGUGAACGUGGUGGCCGUGGACAAAGAAAUGGCACCUCUGGCAUGGAUCAGCCUUGGAAGAAAAGUGGAAAGAACAGGAAAUCAAAGCGCAUUAAACCACAAGAGUCUUCAGACAGUACAACUUCUGGAACUAAAUUCCCCCAUAGGUUCCCUCUUCAGGGUUUGAAUGCUACUGCUUGGUCACCAUCAGACACUUCACAAGCCAGCUAUUCAGCAAUGUCUUUUCCCACCGUUAUGCCUGCAUAUCCACUUCCUGUUUUUCCAGCAGCAGGAACUGUGCCACCAGCUCCUGAGACUCCGCUGUCUGGUUUUAAUCAGCUGCCAGACUCUGGAAAUACUUGCCCUGUGCAACCAUCCCAGUUCUCUGCACCCCUCAUGACGCCUCUUGUAGCUCUUGUGCUCCCCAACUAUGUCUACCCAGAGAUGAACAGUAACUUACCUCAAACGCUUUACCACACCCAACCCAACUUCCCCGCCCAUUCCACUUUUCCUUCACAGACAGUAUUUCCAACCCAGCCUCCAUUUGCUACACCCAGCCCUUUCCCACAACAGGCGUUUUUUCCAACGCAGCCAUUCCACUAUAAUGCACCAGCAGAGAGUGAAAAGGCUCCUGUCACAGAGACUCGAAAUGAGCCAUCCCGUUCCUGCACUCCACAAUCAUUGGGUCCUCGGGACCAGGCUUCUCCGCCUCUGUUCCAGUCAAGGUGCAGUUCUCCGCUGAAUCUUCUACAGCUAGAGGAAACCACAAAAACUGCUGAAAGUGGAGCUCCUGCGGGUUUACACACAACUUUAAGUGAGGAAGGAGCCAUAGCCAAAAUCAUGACAACUGAUGACUGUAGUGGAAAGGAAUCCAUACCAGCUGAAUCUCCAAUGGAUGCUCAAAAUAGUGAUGCACUCUCCAUGUCUAGUGUCCUGCUUGACAUUUUACUUCAAGAAGAUGCAUGUUCAGGCACUGGUUCGGCUUCUUCAGGUAGUGGUGUGUCUGCAGCUGCUGAGUCUCUGGGGUCUGGAUCCAAUGGCUGUGGCAUGUCAGGGAGCAGAACAGGUAGUAGUGAAACUAGUCAUACCAGCAAAUACUUUGGGAGCAUAGAUUCCUCAGAAAAUCAUCAUAAAACCAAAAUGAAGGCAGAAAUGGAAGAAAGUGAGCACUUCAUAAAGUAUGUUCUUCAGGAUCCUAUAUGGCUUUUGAUGGCAAACACAGAUGACACCGUUAUGAUGACUUACCAGAUACCUUCACGAGAUUUGGAAACAGUUUUAAAAGAAGAUAAGCAGAAGUUAAAGCAAAUGCAGAAACUACAGCCAAAAUUUACAGAAGAACAAAAAAGAGAGCUCAUUGAAGUUCAUCCAUGGAUCCAGCAAGGUGGACUGCCAAAAACUGUUGCUAAUUCUGAAUGUAUUUUUUGUGAGGACAAUAUACAGAGCAAUUUUUAUACAUCAUAUGAUGAAGAAAUCCAUGAAAUGGACCUUAAUGAAAUGAUUGAAGAGAGUGGAGAAAACAACUUGGUCUCCCUGAGUCAAGUCAGUGAAGAACAAACAUAGCCUUUGAGCCUGUUGUUUUAAAAGCUGCUUCAAAACUACAGCGAUGAUCCACAAAGGUUUUACUCUUGAAUCCAGCAAGAUGAAUCCAGUUCAUAAACACAAAUGUGUUUUUCUUGCUCUGGAAGAGUCCUUCGUGAAUGAAUCUCUUUUUAAAUGGUGGCAAUCUCUUCCCAGUAAGGACAUUGUUGAAGAUGGUAUAGCUUUUCUUUAAAAAAAAAAAGACAGACUUCUAUUUUGCACUUACAUGCCUCAAGUAUUUCUUUAUGAACUAUAGAAACUUUCCAUUGAUGCCUACUGUUUUUUCUAGAGUGGGUUCAUGAGUACUGAAAAUCCCCUUACGUACAUAUGGUUCUUCAAAUCUCCUUUUGGCAAUGAUUCAGUGUAUAAAUUGUUCUAGCAGUUUUGCCUAGUGGCCCUUCAGCAUUGUUCUAAUAUUUGAAGUGGUUCAGCAUAGUAGAAGAAAUAACCUUCAAGCAAAUCAAUUUUCACUUGCCCUUCUCAUACCAGCUGAUCCCAUCCUCUUUGUUUAUGUCAUACAGUUUUGAAUGUAAGAACCCUUUUUGUUCUGAGAAAUGAGGAACUGAUUUUGUAUGAUGGUCUUGAGUUAAAAUACUAUGUGAAGGUGUAAGACCAUAUGGAGGAGUGCUGACAGCCUUGUAGCCUCCUAUUUAACUGGACACUGCAAUACUAUGAACUGUUUGUUACCUUGAAACAUAAUUUCUGAGAAUUUAUACACGAGAGAUCUUUAUGUUUAAAAGAUUUGAAAAACUAAGGCCACAGAGGAUGAUUGAGUGUGCUCCAGUGACUGUUAGACAAGGUUUGGUAUAACUUAACCUUUCUUCCUGGUUUGUACUGUCAGUGGGUUGGCCACUAGUUUUUCCUGUGUUGCUAAACAAAUGUCAAACCUUGUAUGUGACAAGAGGGGAUUGGGUGUUUCUUGUCAAUUGAAGAUAGUUCUUGAAGUGAUUUUGAGAACAGCAUUGACUUUCACUAUAUUUGAAUUGCAUAAUCUAAGACUUAAUGUGGCUGGAAUCUUCUGCUGUCAAGGAUUUAAUUUUAAUGCCUCUGAGAUUGUGUUGACUUGAAUAUGUGUACUUUCUGUUCUUGUGCUGUUUAUAUGUGUUGGAUGUGGGAAAAGAACACAAAGGAGCAACUCUGCUAUAUUGAUUAGUUGAAAGGACAUUCGGGUGCAGUAUUGCCAGAUGUCAGCCAUAAGUCUUGAGGUGAAAAAAAGGAGAAAUUCAAUUAACUUUAUUUGUCUUAACAUAUUUUUAAUGGAAAGCAUUUUCUUUUUCAUUAGGAUAACAUUUCUAUUCACUGAAAUUUGAGGUGAUUUUCAUUCUAUAGAAGUACUCCUCUUUGCAUACAAAGGGGAUGUGAAGUCAGGUCUGACACCACCAUACACACGCAGAAGUGAUUGGUAUUUGCUCAGUGGAAGAAAUCAUUUGUGUGAAGUAAUUGGUUAUUAAUUGGACAGUGUCUCGAGGAAGCUUGCAUUGGAGACAGGUUCUGCAGGUAGUGUGUGAACUUGUGAAACAAGUAGAAUCACAAAUGAAGAAAUAAAUAUCUGAAGUGUAGCGUGAAGCGCAACCCAGCGAGAUGUGGUUCCUGUCUUUAACAGUUUAGCAAGGUCAGACUUAAAUAUCUGUAAAUAUAAACUGAGUGAGACAUACUCAAAUGUGGGUGUCCCAAGUCUGAUGUAUUAAAUGUUUCAAUCAUAAAUGAAGCCAGUGCAGCUAUACCAACGUAUUGAACAUAUUUCAUUUUUACAUGUAAACAGAGAUAAGUUUUAAUUGGACCAGGGUUUGGGAAAAAUAAAAGCUUUAUAUAAAGGAGUGCAUCAUAAGCAUACAAAUUAUUUUCAGGGACUUCUCAAAUACUUCAAACUUCUUUGCUUUUAGCAUGCUUUUUUUUUUUUAAAGAAA